Pelodiscus sinensis (Chinese soft-shelled turtle) is the source of this 3807-nucleotide messenger RNA. The record is from RefSeq and is a predicted model, not a curated record. Lineage: Eukaryota; Metazoa; Chordata; Testudines; Trionychidae.
CUUGGAUGAAUUUGAUGUAUUUAAUAAAUUGUUUUUCCUAAUAGAAAAUGCCUGAAUCAACGGAAGAUCAUAUCCACUGGAAAGCUUAUUGAACUCCAUUCUUGAGAAUCCCAGAACAACAUCAGUCUGGCAUGGCGCAGGGGAGUCAGCAACUUGAUGUGCAGGUACUCCAUGACCUUCGGCAACGUUUUCCCGAAAUCCCAGAAGGUGUGGUGUCUCAGUGCAUGCUCCAGAACAACAACAACCUUGAAGCAUGUUGUCGAGUCCUUGCACAAGAGAGCAGCAAAUAUUUAUAUAUGGAGUACCAUAGCCCUGAUGACAGCAGAAUAAACAGGAAUCGCCUUUUGCACAUUAAUCUGGGUAUUCAUCCCCAUGCCAACUACCAUGCAGAAGGAGCUCAACUUAAUGGUGGUCGUACACUGGUACAUAGCUCAAGUGAUGGACAUAUUGAUCCUCAGUGCACAGCAGGUAAACAGUUGAUAUGCUUACUUCAAGAACCACACUCUGCUCCAGCUGUUGUUGCAGCUUCUCCUAAUUACAAUCCAUUUUUCAUGAAUGACCAGAAUAGAAAUGCAGCUACUCCUCCUCCGCAGCCAUCUCAACAGCCAUCUUCCAUGCACCCAGGAAUGAAUACAUCUGCUAUGCAAGGCCCUCCUCCUCCAUAUAUGCACAUACCUCGGUACAGCACAAAUCCUAUUACUGUUACAUUAUCACAAAACCUCCCAUCUGGACAAACAGUACCCAGAGCUUUACAAAUUCUUCCACAGAUUCCAAGCAAUCUUUAUGGGACUCCUGGUUCUAUAUAUAUUAGACAGACCUCUCAAUGUUCUUCAGGACGACAGACUCCUCAGAAUACACAGUGGCAUUCAUCGCCGCAAGGCCCAGUCCCACAUUAUACUCCGCGCCCGCUACCUAUUUAUCCACAUCAACAGAACUACCAGCCUUCACAGUAUUCUCCUAAACAGCCCCAGAUCUCUCAGCCAGCUUAUCAAUCACCACCUGCUUCUCAAUGUCCUUCUCCUUUUGGCUCUCCUCAGCAUCAGGUACAGCCUACCCAGUUAGGUCAUCAGAGUUCACAUGUGUUUAUGCCGCCUAGUCCUUCAACUGUUCCUUCCCACCCUUAUCAACAAGCAUCCCAGGGUUAUCAAAAACAGGGUGGUCACUCAAUAUCUUAUCUCCCUUAUGGUGGACCUAGUUUAUCCAAAGGUUCUAUGAACAAGAUAGAAAUUACAGUUGAGCCACCACAAAGACCUGGGACGGCAAUGAAUAGAAGUCCUUCACCGAUCAGUAAUCAACCAUCUCAACGAAACCAGCACCAGCUGUAUACAGCCACUACUCCACCUUCAGGCUCUCCUUCAAGAGGUAUGUCAGGUCAACCAAAACCACCAUUUAAUGUUAAUCCAUUAUAUAUUACUUACACACAACCAGUUGGACCUACAGGUGCAUUAACACAGUCUCCCCAGGUAAUGGUAUCUCAGCCAAACUCAACAGUGUUUAAAAUCACAGUUGGUCGAGCUCCGACUGAGAAUCUUUUAAAUUUAGUGGACCAAGAGGAGCAUUCUGCAGCACCAGAACCUAUUCAGCCCAUUUCAGUAAUGCCAGGAUCUGGAGGAGAAAAAGGAAUCCAUAAAUACCAGAGGAGUUGCAGUUCUGGAUCAGAUGACUAUGCUUAUACUCAAGCCUUGCUUUUACAUCAGCGAGCAAGGAUGGAGAGGUUAGCAAAAGAGCUGAAGCUUGAGAAGGAGGAACUAGAACGACUGAAAACUGAAGUUAAUAGCAUGGAGCACAAUCUUAUGCAAAGGCGACUUAGAAGAGUAAGCUGUACAACUUCAAUCCCAACACCUGAAGAAAUGACCAGAUUGAGAAGCCUGAAUAGACAACUCCAGAUAAAUGUUGACUGUACACUGAAAGAAGUUGACCUCCUUCAGUCUAGAGGUAACUUUGAUCCGAAAGCCAUGAGCAACUUUUAUGAUAAUAUAGAGCCUGGUCCUGUUGUGCCACCAAAGCCAUGUAAAAAAGAGCAUCAUACCAGUUCCAAACAGACUCAGCCAAGAGAUGAAGACUUUGAAGGGGCCCCAUGGAAUUGUGAUAGCUGCACCUUUCUAAACCACCCCGCACUAAACCGCUGUGAGCAGUGUGAAAUGCCACGUUAUACGUGAAUCUGGAAAGAAUCUGCAUGAGAUUGAGCCCACAGACAUAGGAGAAGGAAAAUGGGGAACCUUUUUGUCAAUCUGCCAGGGCUUUGACGGCCAGCUGUUUUCAGAUUACAAGGGGGGAAGAAAAAAUGUGAAACUGUUUCCACUUCUGUACUGCACUAAAAAAAUAAAUGGGGGUGGGAUAUUCUCUUCUUAUCCCUUUGCAGUGAACAAAGCAGAAAGAAUACCCAAACCAGAAAAGAUUCACUUGUUGAAGAAUGUAUACAGGAGAGCAGAUAAUUGCUGCUGUUGAAUCCUGUGGAUAAAGUUACUGCUUGAUGGCUCUUAAUUUUUAAAUAUAGAACUUUUAGUAAUGAUGUAAAAUGUUACAGGUAUCCCAACAAACUGAAGAGCCAUAGCUGACCUACCUGGUCCCAGCUAGCCGGAAAACAAAGGCUCCCUGUGCUUCUGGAUUGUAAACUACUGAUAAAGAAGACAGGAAAAUGCAAUUGUAGGUUCUACAGCAUAUAGAAAAUGGGGAACGGGGGGAGGGGCGGUAUUUGUAAUUGCUGCUUUUUUCAGGGUAAUUUAAGUCUAAACAAAAAUCGCUGUUUUCAGAUUGUGACUUCUGAUGAGAAAAUGAGGUACUGUAUGAGCCUUACACAAAAAGUAGAAUUGGAGGUGAUUCUACAAUCCCUUUUGUUUGUAUGGUGUUCACCAACCAGUGUCGACACUGGUAAUUUAUCUAAGAACUAAUUCUACCAUAUUACUGAUGAAAAGAUUGCUGCAUGCUUUUAUUAGGCCAUCAUGUAUUAAACCUAAAAAGUAAAAGUGUGCUUUUAUCAAUAACGUUCUCCUCAGACUGCUCUGUAGCAGUAUAGUGAACAUAUGCCAAAUGCCAGAACUGUUCCAAAAUCUGUUUGUAAAGAUUUGAGUUCAGCCAUGAUUGUGUAUGAGAAGUGUUUGCACCCUGUUACUUAGGCCUUUUCAGCUUCCAAUUUUGUGAAGAAGUCAUGAUGUUUACAGCACAGAAGGUACUUUGUACCUCCAAUUCUGAUUUAAUUGAAAAAAAAAUCAUAUUAGCUCUUCAUAAAGGUUUAUUUGCACAUUGUUAAUAAACCAACCUGUACAGUAUAGCAGAUGGCAGGUCUCGAAGGUGCACGCUGCAUUUGGUGGGGGGUCAGGAAAUGUUUGCAAUACAAUGACAAAUACAACACUUGCAAACUAAAAACCAUACUGUAUUAUAAAAAUAAUCAGUUUUGUUUAAAUGCUUCAGUUUGCUGUAAUAAAGCAGUCAUUAUUUGUGAAAUCAGAAGUUAGGUUUGGGCAGCUGAAUGAUUAUGAUGUGAAAUUUUGUGUGGCUGACUUAAUGUCAGUAAGAAGCUGGUACAGUGAAUUUGAAUUUUUACUCUUAACUUUUGUUUAAUCCAACAUUUUCAUGGCAUUUGAAAGGGAGAGUAUUUGUUUUAUCUGUAUUGCCUUUCUGGUGUCUUCCAUCAAUGCAGUUUAAAAAAAAAAAAAGUGAAAAACUGCUGUCUUUUGAUUCAGACCAGGAACUGCUUUUUAUCUGAUAUGAUACUGAAAUAUGUUUCUUUGCUUCUUAAAUGUUAAACAUAACCUAAAAUCUAUUUGUCUGCUUGAUCAAUUAAAGUGUGCAGCAUUAAUAAGCAAA